Messenger RNA from Procambarus clarkii (red swamp crayfish), 6573 nucleotides. The record is from RefSeq and is a predicted model, not a curated record. Lineage: Eukaryota; Metazoa; Arthropoda; Malacostraca; Decapoda; Cambaridae.
UCGAGGACGGGUUACUGCACGAGCGACUGUCAAGGCUGCACGCGUUUGAUUGCUACUCUAGCGAGUGGGUUAAUUUCUGGAUGUCAACAUAUUUGAGAUAGUCAAGCUUAGUGUGAGUUGACGAAACUGUGUCCUGCCACGAGAAAAGAUUUAGUCAAAUUGACAGAAGUGAAGUAGACGAGGAACUAACGCCACAGGAUGGAGGUGAAGUAGAUGACGUUCAUUUUGGGUCGUCUACAAGGAUAAUGACCCAACAGUGAAGCGGCCAUUGGUACCGUCUGUGAAAAAUUCCUACGCAUUCUCUGCACCUGUGGACGUGUGUUCGAAGGUGUUAUAGCUGCUCGCCCAUCAGUGGAGAUAGAGAAGACUUUAUGCAUGGUUGCAGGAAGUGGGGCAACGAAGUUAAUCAACGGUUAAGUUUCAGUUCUCCCAUUAGGCUUGGUCCCACAUCCCGUCCCGUGGAUACCCCCACAUCCCCGGUGAAGUAGUGUAGUGCUACGCUCCGGUCACGUUCAUUAAUCCCUCAAAAUCAACUUGAAGGAAAUCUGGCAGCCUAUCUGAGUGUCUCAUACACAGCUGAUCCCCGCUGGCGGUUGGUGGCUGUUGGAGCCUGACUAGGUGACCGCGCUGAACCUUCACUGGCUCCAGUGUCAUCGUUGACAUUUAAAAAUAUAUACUACUGCGAUGGCAGAGAUGCAGGAGGACGAGGAAACCCCUACAGGAGCCAGCAAUAAUGAUGACAUAUUUGACGAUUGCGACUCGCAGGAACUGGCAUGCAUUGGUCCUAAGAAUGAUCCCACAUCUGAAGAUGUGAAAGUUGUCAGCGAGAAAGAAAGAUCUCCUAAAGCCGAUUGUGUAGUCAACCUAAAUGACGGCGCGUCUGUCGUUUCUCCAGUCAAUGCCAACAACAGUCAUCCAUCUGUCCCAGCUGAUACUCAGCAUGGGAAAGGGCUCGUUUCUAACGUUAAUAACGCAGCUUCGAGUGGUCAGCCACAACGUCAGCAGCAAGAACACCAAGCUGACGAGUCCCCACAAGGUCAGCGGCCUGAGCAACAAGCAGUCGACCUCUCUGAUGAUCCAUUCAAGAAAAACAUUCAACUCAAAUAUGUUGAACAGCCCGAACACCAACCAAUCAUGCUCCAGAAUGUCCAGAAGCCUCAUUACCUACAAGAUGAUCUCCAACACGGCGAGCAACUUGGAGAACUUGUCUUUUCUCCGCAUUUAAAACAGAGUAAAGAAAUGAAGAAACAUAAGCCAAAGCACAAAGCGAACACCAGAUCCCCAUACGAAAGGCCCUCUCGAGGAAGUAGGUCAGAUUUAAAUUAUCGUCUUCGUGAUCCAAAAUCUACUGAUUCUAAUGCAUAUUCUAAUUGUGUUCUGCCUACAAACUCCAGACGUGCAGUUCGUGAGUUACGAUCAUUACUUCCACCGCCUUCUAAUGAUUCUCCAAACGAUUUAACGAGUUCAUCUAAUGAUUCUGCACUGCCAAAUACAAGGGAAAAUUCAUUUAAUAGGACUUCCAACUCCCUUCACAAACUUCAAACUGGGACUACUAGGAACUAUGUUAAUAUCCUGGAACAGCAACAAGAGGAAAAUUUGCCGAGCGCCUCGACUGUCCAGCCCAGCGCCCCUAUUCUGCAAAACAGUUCCGUGCACAAGCUUGAAAAUGCGUCUGCUCGGUCUAAGGCCUGCAAAAGGAAAAUAAAACAACAAAGUCUCUCUAGCCCGGACUACAUCGUGGGCUGUCAAAGGUGUGGUGUUCCAUAUACAAACAUAGGACAUCUUCCGAAUAACACAAGGUCCCAAGGAGCUAAUAAAAAAUAUCGGUGUGCCAAGUGUGAUUAUACAUUCAAGCAGGUCAACAUUGACAAUCAUAAUCUACUAGUUCAUGAGCCACCCAUCAUUAGUGACGUCAACUUGGCACGGCAAGGAGAGACUGACUUGGCAAACACGUCGACGCCCGGGGCCAGCGUGUCGACGCCCGGGGCCAGCGUGUCGACGCCCGGGGCCAGCGUGUCGACGCCCGGGGCCAGCGUGUCGACGCCCGGGGCCAGCGUGUCGACGCCCGGGGCCAGCGUGUCGACGCCCGGGGCCAGCGUGUCGACGCCCGGGGCCAGCGUGUCGACGCCCGGGGCCAGCAUCUCGGUAAACGGGCAAGGCACUUCAUCUGCUCCUCUACCGUCUCGGGAAAAUGUUCUCUCUAACUAUAAUGGAAAAGCAGCACGUAAAAAAUCAUUUGACCCGCUCUUCAAGGUGGACUGUCAACUGUGUAGUAUUACAUGCGCCCACAAAGGAAUGCUCAAGAAUCAUAUGAAAGCCCAUGGUGCUAAUAGGGAUUAUAGUUGCUCCCUGUGUGAUUGUUCUUUCAAUAAGGAACGCAACCUUGUGAAUCAUAAUUUACGCGCUCAUAAGACAUCGAUGCCAGGUAAAAAUACCCCGGCACCGCAACGAGGGGAAGACUUGCAAAGCACGUCAACAUCUCUGCCUAGAGAGCAGCCUAUUCAACGAAGCACCUCUGGAAACUUGGGUGAUGCUUCACCAUAUACUAUGGCAGAUGUUUCAUUUAAAGCCGAAACGAACAAAACGUUUUCCUACAAGGUGAACUGUCCAAAGUGUGGUAGUAAAUUUGCAAACGGAGGACACCUUACGAAUCACAUGAAAUCUCAUGGUGCUAAUGAAAGAUACGAGUGCUCCGUGUGCGACUGUGUCUUCAAGGAGAAAAAGUUCCUUGAAAACCACAUAAAACGCUCUCAUGAAGCACAGAUGAAGCCCAGUAAUUACUUGGAAGAGCAACAAAAGGAAAACGUGCCGAGCAACGUGGCGCCACCGCCUAGUAGCUUGGCUCCGCCUAGCAGCUGCCCGGCUCCGGCGCCUAGAAGCUGCCCGGCUCCGGCGCCUAGAAGCUGCCCGGCUCCGGCGCCUAGAAGCUGCCCGGCUCCGGCGCCUAGAAGCUGCCCGGCUCCGGCGCCUAGAAGCUGCCCGGCUCCGGCGCCUAGAAGCUGCCCGGCUCCGGCGCCUAGAAGCUGCCCGGCUCCGGCGCCUAGAAGCUGCCCGGCUCCGGCGCCUAGAAGCUGCCCGGCUCCGGCGCCUAGAAGCUGCCCGGCUCCGGCGCCUAGAAGCUGCCCGGCUCCGGCGCCUAGAAGCUGCCCGGCUCCGGCGCCUAGAAGCUGCCCGGCUCCGGCGCCUAGAAGCUGCCCGGUUCCGCCGCCUAGAAGCUGCCCGGUUCCGCCGCCUAGAAGCUGCCCGGUUCCGCCGCCUAGAAGCUGCCCGGUUCCGCCGCCUAGAAGCUGCCCGGUUCCGCCGCCUAGAAGCUGCCCGGUUCCGCCGCCUAGAAGCUGCCCGGCUCCGCCGCCUAGUAGCUUGGCUCCACCUAGCAGCAGCCCGGCUUCGCCGCCUAGCAGCAGCCCGGCUUCGCCGCCUAGCAGCAGCCCGGCUUCGCCGCCUAGCAGCAGCCCGGCUCCGCCGCCUAGUAGCUGCCCGGCUCCGCCGCCUAGUAGCUGCCCGGCUCCGCCGCCUAGUAGCUUGGCUCCACCUAGCAGCAGCCCGGCUCCACCGCCUAGAAGCUGCCCGGCUCCGCCGCCUAGUAGCUUGGCUCCACCUAGCAGUUGCCCGGCUCCGCCGCCUAGCAGCUGCCCGGCUCCGCCCAAGAGAAUGGCGGCUCCGCCGCCUAGCAGCCGGGCUCCGCCGCCUAGCAGCCGGGCUCCGCCGCCUAGCAGCCGGGCUCCGCCGUCUAGCAGCCGGGCUCCGCCGCCUAGCAGCCGGGCUCCGCCGCCUAGCAGCCGGGCUCCGCCGCCUAGCAGCCGGGCUCCGCCGCCUAGCAGCCGGGCUCCGCCGCCUAGCAGCCGGGCUCCGCCGCCUAGCAGCCGGGCUCCGCCGCCUAGCAGCCGGGCUCCGCCGCCUAGCAGCCGGGCUCCGCCGCCUAGCAGCCGGGCUCCACCGAAUAUGAGUGCGGCUCUACUGCCUUGCAGCUCUGAUCCAGCCAACAGGCGCGCGGCUGCACCGCCGAGCAGCUCAACUGCACCCACCAGAAGCGCGGCUGGUAAGGAUUAUGGUGCUAGUAAGGGUUAUAGUUGUUCCCUGUGUAAUUGUUCUUUCAAUAAAUUAGUCAACCUUGUGACGCAUAAUUUACUCAUUCAUAAGGCAUCGAUACCCAGUAAAAAUACCCCGGCACCGAAACGAGAGGAAGACUUGCAAAGCACGUCUACACCUCGGCCUAGAAAGCAGCUUAUUCAACCAAGCACCUCUGAAAACUUGGGUGAUACUUCUCUAUUUACUCAGGCAAAUGUUUCAAUUAAAGCCAAAACGAAAAAAACUUCCUGCAAGGUUAGCUGUCCAAAGUGUGGUAUUACAUUUGCAAACAGAGGAUGCCUUAAGAAUCACAUUAAAAACCAUGGUGCUAAUAAAAUAUACAAGUGUUCCGUGUGCGACUGUUCUUUCAACGCGAAAAUGUCCCUUAAAAAUCACACACAACACGCUCAUAGAGCACAGAUGCAACACAAUAAUUACUUGGAAGAGCAACAAGAGGGAAACAUGCCGAGGAACGUGGCUCCACCCCCUAGUAGCUCGGUUCCACCGCCUAGCAGCUCGGCUCCACCCCCUAGUAGCUCGGUUCCACCGCCUAGCAGCUCGGCUCCACCCCCUAGUAGCUCGGUUCCACCGCCUAGCAGCUCGCCUCCACCCCCUAGCAGCUCGGCUCCACCCCCUAGCAGCUCGGCUCCACCCCCUAGCAGCUCGGCUCCACCGCCUAGCAGUUCGGUUCCACCCCCUAGCAGCUCGGCUCCACCCCCUAGCAGCUCGGCUCCACCCCCUAGCAGCUCGGCUCCACCCCCGAGCAGCUCGGCUCCACCCCCGAGCAGCUCGGCUCCACCCCCGAGCAGCUCGGCUCCACCCCCGAGCAGCUCGGCUCCACCCCCGAGCAGCUCGGCUCCACCCCCGAGCAGCUCGGCUCCACCCCCGAGCAGCUCGGCUCCACCCCCGAGCAGCUCGGCUCCACCCCCGAGCAGCUCGGCUCCACCCCCGAGCAGCUCGGCUCCACCCCCGAGCAGCUCGGCUCCACCCCCGAGCAGCUCGGCUCCACCCCCGAGCAGCUCGGCUCCACCCCCGAGCAGCUCGGCUCCACCCCCGAGCAGCUCGGCUCCACCCCCGAGCAGCUCGGCUCCACCCCCGAGCAGCUCGGCUCCACCCCCGAGCAGCUCGGCUCCACCCCCGAGCAGCUCGGCUCCACCCCCGAGCAGCUCGGCUCCACCCCCGAGCAGCUCGGCUCCACCCCCGAGCAGCUCGGCUCCACCCCCGAGCAGCUCGGCUCCACCCCCGAGCAGCUCGGCUCCACCCCCGAGCAGCUCGGCUCCACCCCCGAGCAGCUCGGCUCCACCCCCGAGCAGCUCGGCUCCACCCCCGAGCAGCUCGGCUCCACCCCCGAGCAGCUCGGCUCCACCCCCGAGCUGCUCGGCUCCACCCCCGAGCUGCUCGGCUCCACCCCCGAGCUGCUCGGCUCCACCCCCGAGCUGCUCGGCUCCACCCCCGAGCUGCUCGGCUCCACCCCCGAGCUGCUCGGCUCCACCCCCGAGCUGCUCGGCUCCACCCCCGAGCUGCUCGGCUCCACCCCCGAGCUGCUCGGCUCCACCCCCGAGCUGCUCGGCUCCACCCCCGAGCUGCUCGGCUCCACCCCCGAGCAGCUCGGCUCCACCCCCGAGCAGCUCGGCUCCACCCCCGAGCAGCUCGGCUCCGCCCCCGAGCAGCUCGGCUCCGCCCCCGAGCAGCUCGGCUCCGCCCCCGAGCAGCUCGGCUCCGCCCCCGAGCAGCUCGGCUCCGCCCCCGAGCAGCUCGGCUCCGCCCCCGAGCAGCUCGGCUCCGCCCCCGAGCAGCUCGGCUCCGCCCCCGAGCAGCUCGGCUCCGCCCCCGAGCAGCUCGGCUCCGCCCCCGAGCAGCUCGGCUCCGCCCCCGAGCAGCUCGGCUCCGCCCCCGAGCAGCUCGGCUCCGCCCACCAGAAGCGUGGCUCCACCGCCGAGCAGCUCGGCUCUACCCACCAGGAGUGCAGCUCCACCCACCAGGAGUGCAGCUCCACCCACUAUAAACAGGUGGAGGAGAGAGAUGGGUUUUGACGGAUGGGUGGAUCCGGUUGUGCCUCAACGCAGACUCACGUGGUGGAGACAUUGGGACGGCAUAAGCUCGGCGGCUGCAGCGCCGAGCGGCGGGGCGGCUGCAGCGCCGAGCGGCGGGGCGGCUGCAGCGCCGAGCGGCGGGGCGGCUGCAGCGCCGAGCGGCGGGGCGGCUGCAGCGCCGAGCGGCGGGGCGGCUGCAGCGCCGAGCGGCGGGGCGGCUGCAGCGCCGAGCGGCGGGGCGGCUGCAGCGCCGAGCGGCGGGGCGGCUGCAGCGCCGAGCGGCGGGGCGGCUGCAGCGCCGAGCGGCAGGGCGGCUGCAGCGCCGAGCGGCGGGGCGGCUGCAGCGCCGAGCGGCGGGGCGGCUGCAGCGCCGAGCGGCGGGGCGGCUGCAGCGCCGAGCGGCGGGGCGGCUGCAGCGCCGAGCGGCGGGGCGGCUGCAGCGCCGAGCGGCGGGGGGCGGCAGGAAAUAUAA